This is a messenger RNA of Mycena indigotica, 1317 nucleotides long. RefSeq lists its product as uncharacterized. The record is from RefSeq and is a predicted model, not a curated record. The coding region runs from base 1 to 1317 and encodes 438 amino acids. The transcript is spliced from 2 exons. NCBI's taxonomy places the organism in Eukaryota, Fungi, Basidiomycota, Agaricomycetes, Agaricales, Mycenaceae.
AUGACAAAAUGGGAGGCAGACUCGACGCAGACAAAUCCAUUCAAUGUGACAUCCAAGGUCGAAUCACUCCAAGACAUACGUGCCCGCUUGAAAAACCUCACUACCACUCCCAUUCAUCCCCUCCGCUCUGUCCCAGACGCCGACCUUGACAUCCACGACGACCUUCAUGCUGCCGACUUCAUCGCCAUGGGUUUGACCCUCGAGGAGCAACGACAGGCUUUGGCCAGUGAUGCGGCAAGUCUAGGACUCCACGCAACCGCGUUACAGAAGUCUUCGAUAAACGAGAGGGAGGCAAAGCUCCAACGCAAGUUUGUGAGCUGGUUCGACACGCAGACAGGCUUCGCACCCGAAAUAACCGCUUUGCGCGCAGCGGAGGAAUCUCUCCAAGCCCACAGCGGCCAAAUCCAGACCACCCGCGGCUCAGCUCUGUACCGCCUCCAAUUGCUGCUCCCCUCCGAGGUCCUUUCGCGUCCCAAUUGUCCCCCACGCCAGACUCAUGCGCUGUACGAGUUCCAUUUGCGGCAUGGUCGUGCUCUACAUCUGCUGGAGGAGCUGCGACGCUUGCUUUUGGUGCGGACACAAAAGUACAAGGCCAAGGAUAAGCACGCAAGCGGCGUUGCUGCCCAUACUCGAGCCGGAAAGGCCAUCCAAGCGGUAGAUGAGAGGAUCAGGCGCGUUGCCGACGAGUAUCGGCGAAUGCGAGCCGCGAUGAUGAGCUUGAGUGAGGUAGUGGGCGAGCGGGGAUGGAUAACUGUUCUCAAGGACCUCCAGUCAACGGACGUAAGAGCUAUGCCUCGCGCUCUGUUCUCCGACCCUGAACGACAUAAACGAAAGCGCAACGAUGAUACCCCGAAGGAGAUGUCGUGGAUUUGGAGGAUGGGUGUGGGCUCACUUCCAGCAGAGCUCGCUAUCGAUUCGCUUAGUGCCGGAGCAGCCUCCAGUGAGGAAGCAGCCAUAGCGGCCACCAACGAAAGCCUGCGCGUGGAAUGGGCAAAGGCUCGGGCUCGGGCAAAGCGAUGGGCCGAAGAGGUGGAAUUGCUGCAGGAAGAGAUGAGACGAGUGCUGGAGUUCUGCUCAUGGCGGGCUGGGCGGUGGGGGGAACUGCGGAAUGGUCGUCAAGGGGUCGAUCCAUCUUUGAUGUCCGCGCGUCGUGCUCAGUUCGAGGGCAAUUGGAAAGACAUCCCUGCAUUCGUGGACAUGGGUUUACAUCAGGUCGCGGACAUUCAUCGCUCCUCCUCUGCCUCUCGAGAGACGUUGUCUCUGAAUGUGGACGAUGAUGCAGCCUUCCGCCCCGUUCCAGACCGCUCCAGCCUGUGA